Molecule: messenger RNA, 1130 nt
Organism: Amoebophrya sp. A25
Lineage: Eukaryota; Dinophyceae; Syndiniales; Amoebophryaceae
Source: the annotation of a GenBank genome assembly
CUGAUGCUGGAGGAGAAGACGGCGAUAUCGACUUGGAUGAUGGCGAUGUUGAUGGCGAUGUUGAUUUGGAUGCUGAUGCUGGAGGAGAAGAUGGCGAUAUCGACUUGGAUUCCGAGGAGGAGGAGGACAUCAAAAAAGGCUGCCUGAAGAUGUUAACGAACAAGGACUUCAAGGAAAUCAAACACGCUCUGACUUUUAUCGCUAAGGAGCUUCAAAAGCACGAUCCGAACGGAAAGCAUGUGUCCAUGGAGGAAGUUGAAACGUUUCUGGAAGGGUUGAAGAGCUUUUCGGAUGAUGAUAUCGCGGAAAAUGAGGAGGUAAUUCACACAGAGGACGAAGCAGCCACUGUGCCAGUUCUUGCUGGACAGCGCUUUGAAAAAACAUUUGGUUUGAAGCCUAAGGACGAGUCAGAGUCGUCUGGCAGUGGAAAGGCUUCGGAUGUUCCCGCAACCUAUCAUCUUGUCGACGCAAGAACUCUACUUUUAGACGAGACAGCGACGACUCCAAGAACUACAUCCUCGACAGCUCGUAGGUCAUCUGCAGCCUCAGCAUCUUUUUUUACCUCUUCUACUUUGGGAGACAAUCAUAGAACAGUUGUCUACUUGCAAGAUCAAGAAUGGCCGAACCCCGAAGAUCUGGUGGGUCUAGAGGACGAGGUUAACAUCGGGAAAGCGGGGGAUAUUAACGAAAAUAUGGAGUCAGAAGUAGGAAAAGCGCCUGGAGGUGCGCCUGCGGAUGAAGAUAAGAGUAAGGACGAUGCUGAAGCCCUCGUCCCUCUCCCGAAUGCAGCUGCUGUGGAGAACAAUACCAGUUGUAUAUUAGCUGAAACUACAACACUGAAGAAUGAAUAUGAAAAUAAAGAUCAGAUGAAAGAUAUCAUAAAAACGCUCAUGGAUAAAGAAAAUCCCGCAGAAGAUAUACGCGCGAAUAAGAAGAGACAAGAAGUGACGCAACCCAGUCAGGAAGAUCAUCCCCCAAUGAAAGUAUUGAGAAAAUGCUAAGAAUACGGCUCCUCUCUCUGGGUUCUUGAAUUCCAACGUGUAAAUUUCCAAAGAAACCCCAGUUGGGGGUCCUGCUCAUUCCAAUCACAUAUCAGAAUUCCCACAUCAUGAUGCUAAAAAAGUCCAGAC